Molecule: messenger RNA, 366 nt
Organism: Entamoeba histolytica HM-1:IMSS
Lineage: Eukaryota; Evosea; Mastigamoebida; Endamoebidae
Exons: 1
Coding region: 1-366 (121 amino acids)
Source: RefSeq, a predicted model, not a curated record
AUGACAAUGAAAACUCUUUUUUAUCUAUUGAUACUUCUUAUUUUGUGUUGUGAUGGUAAAAAGACAAAUAAAUAUGAUGAACAAACAGUAAAUGAUCUUGAUCAAAGAAAAAAAGCAUUUAAAUCAUUUGAAAUAAAUGAAAGAGAUUUAAAAGAUGAUAAAGUAUAUUUUAAGAAGUUAAGAACAACAAUGAAACGAUAUAGAAAUUUAGAUGAUGCAAAAAGAACACUUGAACGUAUUAUUAAUAAAAGACUUAUAAAUCAAAUAGAACAACAUCAAAAGUCAAUGCCAUUUAUUUCAACACCAAAUCCUAAGAGUUAUAAAAAAAUGGUUCAAGUAAAAACAAGAGAUAUUUUAAAUAACUAA